AUGGUAGAACUGAUAGUGCUGGAUAACAAGUAUAUUUGGAAAAGUGAAGAACCUGUGCAGCUGAAACAGGGUCUAUCCUCUUCUUUGCCCUCUUUCCAACUUAACAACGUCUCCACAACGUACUGUACUAGCAAGACAAACACUGGCGCUUACUCCUGCCUUAGGACAAUAUUGCUACUAAAACGACAGUUCAGCUACUACCUCCUCCAGCUGUAUAUUCCUUCAUGCAUGCUUGUGAUCGUAUCCUGGGUAUCAUUCUGGAUUGAUAGAACGGCAGUACCAGCAAGGGUAACACUAGGAGUGACCACACUGCUUACUAUGACAACACAACUCUUCGUUAUCCUUGUUGCAACAGCAGAAGAAACGGUGUGGAAAAACUUCGUUGGACGCCGUACUUCUAGGCAAGGAGAAAAGACUUGGAAUAAUGAUAUAAAACCUGCACGGACCAUGGUAAUAUAG
Molecule: messenger RNA, 459 nt
Organism: Strongylus vulgaris
Lineage: Eukaryota; Metazoa; Nematoda; Chromadorea; Rhabditida; Strongylidae
Source: the annotation of a GenBank genome assembly